AAAAUCACAAACUUCAACAAUCCUAAUAGAACAAGGAUGACUCCAUUCUCGCGGCCGUCGUUCUUACCCGACGAACUCAUCGCCGAGGUGUUAUCCUUUCUUGAUGUGAAAUCUAUUAUGCGAUUCAAAUGUGUUUGCAAGUUUUGGAACACUCUCUUUUCGGAUCCCACCUUCGUGAAAUUGCAUCUCAAGAAGUCAUUAAAACGAAAUACUCACUUCUUACUGAUCACAGAUCAUAAAACAUUUAUUCCAGGUGAGUUACCCUAUGGCAGAGAUGAUGAAACUGAGUGUGAGGUUGGUGUCAUUCCCUACUCCAUCCGCACUUUACUCGACAAUCCGUCUUUCACCAUUUCUGUUGACUCACACUACCUCCUGGAAGACACAAGAGGCUCCAUUACCCCUGAAUUUGCUGGUUCCUGCAAUGGAUUGAUCUGUUUGGUUUAUAGUUCCAUGAUCAUGGAUUACUCUGAGUUCUCGUUACGAUUAUGGAAUCCUGCCACCCGGACGACAUCUCCUAAAUUUGGAUUCGUACGCUUAUUUCGAAAUCCUUCCGCCUUUCCUUCUGCUUUUGAUGGCCAUUACACUUUCACCUUUGGUUAUGAUAAUUCUACCGACACUUAUAAGGCCGUGGCCACGCGUUAUCAUAGACGUAAUCUGAGAAACGAAGUCAAAAUUUUAAGUAUGGGUGAUAAUGUUUGGAGAGACAUUCAAAGUUUUCCUAUUGAUCCUUUGCAUUUGGGAAGUGCUUCAAAAAUUACUGGUGUGUAUUUCAAGAACAAUAUCAAUUGGCUGGGUAUUCAAAAUAAACAAUCGUAUGAUUUGGGAACUGAGACAUAUCAUCUAUACCAUCCGCGUAAUUGGCUGGACAUUAUUAAGGAUAUUACAACAGUUAAGCAAUUUGUUAUUGUUUCACUUGAUUUGGGAACAGAGACGUAUCAUCUAUACCAACUGCCUAAUGCCUUUGAUGAAGUGCCGCCAAGUAAACCAAAUGUUGGUGUGUUGGGGGACUGCCUUUCUUUUUCUUAUUGUUACAGGGAAACUCAUUUUAUUAUAUGGCAGAUGAAGAAAUUUGGGGUUCAAGAUUCUUGGACUCAAUUUCUUAAAAUUAGUUAUCACAAUCUUCAUAUUCGUUACCACUAUAGUGACGAAAAUUUUAAUAUUGUUCCAUUGUUUCUAUCUGAAAACGGUGAAACACUGAUACUUAAUUGCAAUCAGGAGGUAUCCCAAGAUAUUCUCUAUAAUUGGAGAAAUAACACAGUAGUGCGAACAAACAUUACUGCAAGAAAAACAAUUUCGGAUGUUAGAACUGUCGAUAAUGCCUCGUGCGCGCCCCAAAACUAUUUUGAAAGCUUAGUUUCAGUUUUUUGAAAAAUUAGGAUGACCACCAAGAGCUAAUAUAGUGUGGGAAUUAAGAGAGCUUAGAGGAACGCAGAUAAGGCAUUGUCGGAAGAGGAAGAAUUCAGAGGAACGUGGUUUAAAUUAGUUAAGAUUUUUGAAUGAAUUUUGUCUAGGUACUUGGGGACAUGAUUUUUUCAUGUACUUUGUUAUAAACCUCUUUUUUUUACAACUAUGUUGCCAACUUUCAUUUGUUGGCUUUUCAUCUUGGUUUGCAUAUUCACAAGCUUCUGUUAAAGGCUGAGGCAUAUCUUGAGUUUUGAAUGUUUAUUACUUAUUUGUAUUGACUUGUAGGAAUUCUACAUUUUUAGUUAUUAUACAAUGUUUUGUUAGGCCUUUCA
Vicia villosa (hairy vetch) is the source of this 1736-nucleotide messenger RNA. RefSeq names its product F-box/kelch-repeat protein At3g23880-like. Gene Ontology annotation, molecular function: protein binding. Bases 37 to 1368 code for a protein of 443 amino acids. Lineage: Eukaryota; Viridiplantae; Streptophyta; Magnoliopsida; Fabales; Fabaceae. The record is from RefSeq and is a predicted model, not a curated record. The transcript is spliced from 2 exons.